This is a messenger RNA of Trichoplusia ni (cabbage looper), 7616 nucleotides long. RefSeq lists its product as uncharacterized. Bases 3735 to 4904 code for a protein of 389 amino acids. The record is from RefSeq and is a predicted model, not a curated record. NCBI's taxonomy places the organism in Eukaryota, Metazoa, Arthropoda, Insecta, Lepidoptera, Noctuidae. The transcript has 5 exons.
UUUCUUUCUUUUUUAUGUUAAAAACAUUUUAAACAGCUACAGCGCCAUCUACUGGCGAGUAGUAGAACCAAAUGAACAUAGUCGUUACCAAUAGGUGUAAAUGCUUGCCGAUAGAUGGCGCAUCUUGAAGUUGCAUCUACUUGAAGCUAGAUGGCGCUUCUCGGUAUAGUGAAAAAACACGACUGUAAACAUGAAACUUUUCUCGUGCGUUGUCGGUUCUUUCGCUGAUUGAGUUUCAAGAAAUUAAAGUUGUUAUGCUUUUUUUAACAUUUUUUAUAAUUCAUCAUAAGAGUUUAGUGCCAAUAUUGCAAUAUGAUGCCACAUGAUACAUAGAGCUUUUUUUCAUUUACAUAUUAGAGAUUUCAGAGUUAUCAUAGAAAAUUAACCAAUUUUUAUGACUUUCUCUUACCUAAACUACCUAAACUAAAGGCCUUUGCAAAAACAAUUUGGUUGCUGCAAACAAUGAUAAAUACAGUUCAUAAAACAUCGAGUACCAAAAACCUAUGACCACGCAAUCUGGUAACCACAUGUUAAAAUUCAGUGUCAAAAAUGCGAACAUUUCUAACAGACAGAUCUAUUAGCCUAGCUUUGUUUGUCAGGUCAACGACAUUACAUUUGAUUUCUAAAGCUAUUUAGUCGCCGUGGGUGUUAUUGUUCAUACUAAUUGGUGUUGGGUUGAGGAACUGCGAUAAUGAUUUUCGCACUGCGUCAGUACGCCAACGUUCAUUUGUUAAUGCAGUUAUGUCAAUUCUUUAUUCUAUGAUUUUGGUUUAGGAAGCUGUUAGCCUGAAAUAUUGGUGUCGAUUGCGAGGGCGGGGUAUAAAAUAAUAAUUGUGAAAAUGGUUUGUUGAGGAUUAGGAACUUCCGGUUCAUAUUAAACACUGCUUACAGAUGCUUUUUUGAAAAUGUAAAUUAGCGGUCUUAUACAUUUUUUUCUAGAUUUCUCGAAUUGCUAGAUCCAUGCAACAGAUCCGGUUAAUACGUAAGACUUUACUUAACUUUACCUAAAAUUUCUUAUUAUUUUUACCACUUGCUUACAAUACAAACAUUUGCACUUUUUACGAUAAACUGUUGUAAAAUUUCAUUAAAAAAAAUCGGUCAGUAAAUUCACCUAGUAGCUAGCGUAACUACAAAUCUAAACUAAUAUUAUAAAAAGGUAAAAAUAAAUAUUGGUGUGUUUACGACACUGUAGCAGGAUCUCACGAUUUGCUGAACCGAUUUAGAUUUUUUGAAAACUUUUAAAUCUACGUCAUUUGUGUCAUUCGCAUACAUUAACCGUCCAACGAAGUAGGCACGGGCCAGCAAGUAUUCAAGUCUUUAUCUUGAAGGUGUAAUAAACACUAAACAAGCGACGAUCGGACAAUUUGACCUAAUGGCUAGGAAUGUCAAAUAAAGACAGCUCUAUUGGCAUUAUAAACGAUGUUAAUGUCGACACUACAAUUAAAUUCUUUUUCGCGUUCUCUCUUUAUUAUUAGCACGAAAGUAAUUUAAUUUGAAAAUGUCACGAUCCGAUGUCGUUUAUUUGAGUGUUCUUCGAUUGUGUUUAUGUUCUUUUUAAUUUUAACUUUGGUGUUAUUUAAUUUUACUUUUUCUUUCUGUUUUCAGAGUCAGAACUGAAUCCAUUCGUAUUUUUUUUAGUUUGACUUUCAUUUUAAUUACGAGUUUUACGAGUUUGGUACUGAUACGUUACCUAUUUUUUUUAAUAAUUGAUUUCAUUUUUGAAUAAAUCUUACUCAGUCGCACUGUUCUUGUGCAAUUGUGGAAACUAUAUCUUAAUGUCAUUCUUAUCUUUUUCAGCAACGUACCAUUUCACAGCUAAAAAUACCGACAAAGAACAUUUAGCUGUAAACCAUUUUCAUUUCUCAAUUUCUUUCCGUCGAAUUACAAAAUAUUAUUAUUACCAUCGAUACAUCGUUCACCUUUCCCUAUCUACGACCCCUACAAACAUAAUAAAAUGUCAUGAACUAUUUACAUUGGUGACCUACAGUAAACUUCAAUAUUGACGGAGCAAUGACAAGCAACCAAGCAGGCAAGCAUCUGCCAAGCGAUCGGCAAACAAUCGCUUCCCGUGAGAAAGAUGGAUAUCUCAAUGAUCCUUUACUGAACGUUAUUUGAAGAUCAGAUGACUAUCUAUUACUAAACACUCACUGUGUAUAAUAUUGCUACUUGAUUGGCCGAUAUGUUAUUGUAGGAACCGACCGAACGCAACUAUAGUCGUUAAUUUAACAAGGUUGAAAGUUUUUACACAGGGACUUCUUCAACAAAACCUUUUUGGUUUUAAACUAGUUUCAUGACAAUGGAUGAACUUUUUCUGUUCUAAAAUCUCUAAUGGGUGUACUUACUGGUUUUUCUUGUUAUCUUAAUCACAGUUUUCUAUUUAAUUUACAACAUUAUUGAAAUGACAAGUAAUAAAUACAACUUUAAUGAAUAAAACAUCUCGUUUACAUUAUCCAUUAAUUAACUAAUUAAGAGAACGGUUUCAAAAAGUAUUAUGCAAAUGCAUAUGUUGCGUGUGUUAAUACAAAAAUAUUAUUUUGCAAUUAGUAAAUACAUUUCGUAUGAGACGUGGGCAGUAAUGGUAGUGUCAGUAAUCGUCGCACCAUUAUAGCCCAAGAUAAAGAGACCUUUGACUUUUCAAUUAAGCUCUAUUAAGCAACACAAUACAAUUUCCUUGCACAACUGCUAUAAAUGCCCACUGUGAAAUUGCUCACCCUGCAUGUUCAUUUGUUCGUACUAUUUUUAUCUCGGCUUAACAGGCACGACUGCUGUCUCAACUCAUUGAAUCCCGCGGUCAAAUGCAAAUAUAUCAGAAUGGAACCGGUCCAUAACUCGAAAUCUACGAUAAAGUAACGCUUAUACGCGAACUAGCUGCGACAUGAAAAAUACAACUUUUUGACACCACACUAAUAGACAAGAUUGUGGGGACUGUUUCGACCCCUAUGACAUUAAAGUAUCAUGAAUGCGAGCAUUAUCAAUCUCGGGGUAUAAAAGCCCGGUGUAAUGAUUUCGUGCCCCUGUAAAUCCCUACCCAAUUGUGUAACUAGGCGCGAAACUUGUUUUAAAGUGACGACAGCCGCUACUGUUCGCUAGACGAGUUUGAUUUAAAUCCUUUGUGCGUGUUUAAUAGUUGACAUGGAUACAUGAAUAUGUAUGUAUGAAAUGGGAUUUGUGAGUAGAUCACGAGCGGUAACGGUUCGUACGUUUGUGACCAGCUGCGGACGGAUUCUGAUGAGCGGGUCCGUGGCGCUGCGCCGGCGCGGCGAGCUGGCGCCCUCCGCGCAGCCGCAGUCGGUGCGAGCGCGAUCCGCCACGCGCACCUCUGUACCGCGCGUCAUCUACGAAACGAAUUACAAUCGAAACAUUCGAAUCAAACGGUCAACUCGCGAUUGUCAAAUAUAAUUGGAUAGUGACAGACGCAUGUCGUAUGUCCAGUGUCAAGUUCAGUGUAUGUUUGGUAGGAUUUAUAUUGCUAAACAGUUGUUUGUUUACUACUGCCGGCGUCUUAUAUUCACGUGUCAUUUUAUGGAUUUGCCUAUGCGAAAGAAGAAAAUUGUUUUUGUGAAUUGUUGCUAAACAAACGCUGCAGACGCCGACAGUAGUAAAAGCGUUCAGUUGUUUUGUUUAGGAUGAACAAAUGAAAGUGACAUAACGUGCUUAUUAGGAUGUGUUCGUAACCCUGUGAUAAAACAACAGUUUUAUUUUGUGUCGCCGUAAAGUGAUGGUUGUGAUCAGCAAUGCCAGAUUGGCGAUACAACGUGCUCUCGACCAACGAGGCGUUUAUAGACACUGAAGGGGCGCCCAUGCUGGACCCGCUGGCCGCCAGCUACCCGCGCCGCGCCGACCGCAGCCGCCCUCACCACACGUGCCCCUACACCACCAUAUUCCUCGGCGCUCGCGCGCACCAUGCUCCAUAUCGAUUACCAGCUCUGCAAAGCGAUUCCAUCGAUCCCUAUGCAGACGUGUACUCCGUUGACCGCUCCUCCAAUCUCACCGAUACCUCCAGUUUUGCACGGUAUGAAGACCUGCGCCCUCAGAUCGACGACAUUGUGUCGGAAACCGAUGAUCCUGGUUACACAAAUGAGAAAUUAACAGAUAAUGUGACAUUACAAGUUCAAAAAGUGCCAUAUACUUCCAGUGUGUUUUACAUUUCAGCAAAAACUGACUCAAGUCGCAAAGAAGUGGUGCAGAGUAACGAUGUAUUCCUUGUCGAGGAGUCUGAUUCAGAUGCAUUAUCGUCCUGUACUUGCGACAGUUUUGAACGGUGUGAGUUUGACUGCAGAGACUUUGAGCCAUUUUCUGACACGUGUUGUUGCGAUCCAUUGAGUGACGGUGUUUGUAGCCGUAGUCCUAAAGAUGUGGACUCGCCGGAACAUUUUUGUGAUAGAGUUGCGGAAGAGGACGGUGUUUCAAACCGGAGUGAUAUGGAGGGAUUAGAUCUCGCUUUGUUUGAACCGGCGCAAACUGAGUCAGCAGAAUGCGGCGACGAGUCCGCGCAAAAUAAUGCUGCUUCCGCUUCGUCCACUCUGUGCGGCGUAUUGUACGCGCUACCUGACAGCAGCAAUGAUGGGGCAACGAGCGCGGUCGGGGGUGCUGUCGUGGGGGUGCCGCUGUCCUGGGAACCUUUUUACUGCGUUCUGCAGCAGGACCGGCGAAUCCUCACUGCCUACACCAGCGAAGAACUUGCUUCGUUCCCCGGGUUUUAUGUCGACAAGACCAAUAAUAAUGGUGAAUAUUCGUCGAGAAGUCUUCCCCGCGUGAGGUUAGACAGCGGGGCCACCGUCGGCAAUGCUGGCGUGAGGCUUCGCUGUUGGGCUGCACCACCUUCUAUAACCGAGGAAGAAGUUGAAGAUGAAAUCGAAGAAGAUGCUGUUUCAUUACGUGCGAUGCCUGCUCAAGGUGAGUAAACUUUUUAAACUAAGUAAAGCUACAGAAUGUAGUAUAGUACUACGUAGUACAGCGCCCUCUAUUUAACGACAGAAGCAACCAACUUAUACCGCCAUCUAGCGGCAAGUACGCAGCAACAGCGUUUCUAUUCGACGCUAGAUGGCGCUAUAACGCAUCUACUCACGUUGAUUCACUCAAUAACAGAUGGCGCUACUAAUGUUAACAUCUUGUAUUAAAAUAGUAGCUUCAGAAGGAUAUAAAAUAAACACACAGUAUUGAGUAUCUAUAUAAAAUUCAAAUGAAGACAUUUACUUACAAAAUGACUACUUAGGUGAUUGAUUUUACCGGAAAAGUAUCUAAAAAUCUUCUAAAAGUUAAAUUUUAUAACAUCUGUUAAAAAAGUUGCAAAUAUAUUAUGAUGCCAAAAUCAAAUAGAACUUCAUGAGUAAUUGCAUUGAUUUUAAAUAAACUUCGUAAUAACAUAGAAGAUUAAUCAAACCAAACAAGAUGCACUUCAUUACGUAGCAUUAGAUUUGGUUUGAGUGACGUUUCGCUGCAGUGUUGCCAACGCAACGUUAGAAGGGCGCUCACCGUGACGCCAGCGCACCCGUUGACAAUCGAUUCAACUAAAUUUUCACGCUCCUGCAUACUUACUUGUCACUGUUUUUGUCGCCCAUAAUAUUAGUCAGAAUAUCAACUUCUUCAACGAAUUCCUAAUCUUUGUCGGGCUGUGAAACAGAUCGACGCUUUUUGUUAGUAUUGUUUCAUCUUUUUGGAUGAGUCUUUGUUAAACAGUUUUUUGACAUUUCAUCACUUUUCUUUGUAACUACGUUGAUUACAUCUACAUGUUGGCACAGUAUUGCACGAAAUGGUACUGUUUUGGGGAACGACUUGGAAAGGGUCAUGUUCACGGAAACCUUUGUAUUUCUUUAAUUAGCUUUCCUUGUUUGUAAUAAAUUACCCUGAAAUUUCUCACUGACUUAGUUACGGAUACAAUAAAGCAAAAAACGAAAAUCAAAUCGGAAUGUAGCCAAUUAAAAAAACCCCUUUUUGUUGUUAUGUUUCAUACACGUAACGUGUGUUUUCCAAUAAGCGAGAGUAUCAAUUCGACACACGACAGUCCCUUCGCCCCUGUCUGGCGCAAUCGAGCUAAAAUGGGCACAAUUAGGGCCCGGCCGUUUUUAAUUGACAUUGCUCCCUCAGCGAGUGGGCUGCCCGCCGCCCGACACUUUGACAACCAAUCUCGGACAGGUGAAUAGAUACGCAAAUAACUACUGCAUAUUUAGCAGAAUAAGAUAUUAACGAGUUUUUGCCAAGACCGGCUAUAUUUCAAUGAAAUGUGUCUGUCCAUGAAAGUAAAUCUUUUUUUCCAAGAAAGUCAUAAAAUCCUCCCCAAAACCCCAUUUUGACCCUUCGGAUAUUAUAAGUAAAUAUUAAGUUUUACCAGAACCAAUAUCUUAGGGUGUACCGCAUGAGGUAGUAAGGUUAAGUAAGACGAAAUGAUUUUAUCGGGCUUUUACCAUUAAGAGUUGGAAAAUCUUAGGAUUAACGUACUUCGCACUUUUUCAACAUAUAUAGUACUUUAUUUAACUGUUAAUCAUUUAUAUGCAAAGAAUAUCCAUAUAAUAUGAUGACUUGUCUGUUUGAACAAAGUUAAUGACACUUUCGGGAGUUGCGUCAUUCCGAUAUACAUAUUCAUAAUGAUAACAGAUGUUGCACCGAUUUAGGAAGACUUCUAAUAAAUUACUGUUAUUAUUUUUGUGUCACACGUGCUGCAAAUGAGAAUAUUUUUUUCUAUAAAAUAAAAUUAUUAUAAUUCAUCUGUUGAAAAAAAAUAAGAAGGAAUUGGUUAGUUUGGUUGUGUUUUCAAUUGUUUUAUCUUCAUCCAGUUGCAGAUAAUUGUGGUACUUUAAUUUUCUUAAUGUAACCGGAUUCCGAGAAUGUCUAAUAAAAUUUUUAAAAUUAUUUUAUCGCUCAGUGGCUGUGAAACACGACGAAUAAAAAUUGUGAUUAAACUUAUCAAAAGGUUAACGUAACGUAACUUUUUCCGGUUAUAAAGGUCACAAUUUCAAUAGGGUCAGUAAGGUACUUAGGUGUCAGAUUAAAGGAAGUUGCGUAAAGUUCCGUCAAUUUUUUUUAAUAAUUCACUAGUACCUACCAAAAAAAAUGUGUUCACAACAAAUAGAAAAGUGAACAGAACAGUUUGUCUCAUCAAAUUUAUAGCGUACUCCUAAUAUCCAUCGGCUAUCCCGAUAAAAACACUCAAAUUCAAGCUCUUCUAAGUUAGGCCCAAAAAUAGAUUAACACGCGACCUGUAGGUGGAAACUUUAUAAUAUAACGUCUGGCAUACAAAAUGAGAAUAACAUUUUGCAUUGAUACGAUAUUGAGUUUUCCUUUGACCUUGCCUGAUAAGACAUAAAGAUACAACAAUAUGGCUAUCUCAUCUAUCCUAUGUCCUAAUUUGAAAGGUUUAAGGCGUGUCAAUGUUUUGAAUUAAUUAUGAUUAAAUUGCACAACGGAAGUCCGUUUACAUGCAGAUAUUGACAAUGAAUAGUACUGGAAAGUUUUGGAAAAUUGAGAUCGGCGAGUAGAUAAUGGUGGAAAGAUUUAAGGUAGCCCUUUGCCCGCAUCGAGAAACUAUUUCCUAGAAGAAAUCGAAAAAACAGUUGAAGGUUAUGAGAGCAUUUUUUUCUAUUAACUAUUCACAAUUCUCAAUUUUCUUUUUCAAAUAU